CUGCCAUCUUUGAUUUUUUUGGGGACAGGCCGCGGCGCGAGCGGGGCCUCACUCAACCAGUAAAACGGUCUGGCACGAGAUAACGGAGCCACGGGACAACCGGGAAUACCGCGCGCCGGCUCCCGCAUCAAAGGCCGAGCACACGAGGACAGACGGGGGGCUAGAAGCGUCGGAGGACGCACAGAGCAACCAACCGCCCCCCCUCCUUUUUGCAUGUGGACAGCGGCUUGUUGGCAGCUAGCGACCAGAGCUAAACAGAGCUAGCCAGCUUUUGUAAUCCGCCGGCCAGACAGACAGUCGUUCACCUCCGACCAGGCCGAAACCGGAUUUUGAGUGGUGGACGCGAAACAUUGCAGAGGACAAGGGACACAGCGGCGGUGGCAGGAGGCUGGUUCUGGGGGCGAGGCCAAAGGACCAGACUCAAUGAGUUUCCAGCGAAAUGUCAGAGAAGUCAGGGCAGAGCACCAAGGCAAAGGAUGGCAAAACAAAGUAUGCAACCCUUAGCCUUUUCAACACCUACAAAGGCAAAUCUCUGGAGACCCAGAAAACUGCUGUGGCUGCCAGACAUGGCCUCCAGAGUUUGGGCAAAGUUGCUGUCAGCCGGCGCAUGCCCCCCCCAGCUAACCUGCCCAGCCUGAAGGCGGAGAACAAGGGAAACGACCCCAACGUCAACAUCGUCCCCAAAGACGGCAGCGGCUGGGCGUCCAGAACCGAGGCAGGAGAGGAGAGGCAGCAGGAAACGCCCCCACCCCAAAACAAACCAGCACCACUCCAGUCUCAAGAGCUUUCCACCGGGGUGAGCCGCUCCUGGGCAAACAACAAGCAGCCACAGCUUGAUGGAUCUCCUCGCGUAAGCACCCAGUUUCACCAAGAGUUUCCCAGCCUGCAGGCAGCUGGUGAAGCGGAGAAAGGCGACGAUCAAGAUGAAGAGCCCUAUGGACCAGGCCCAAGCCUCAGACCACAAAACGUCGGCAGUUGGCGUGAAGGCGGAGGCAGGAAUCUGAACAGUGCGUCCAGCCCCCCUGAGAUGGACGCCAAGCCUCAGGAGGAGGGCAGCACGAGCCUCGGUACCUCCACGCCCCCCGCGGAGGCUGAGGAACCCGGCCGAAACGCAGCAGGUGACGCUCAAAGGGAGAAAAGGGACGCCCGAGAGAGGUUCCCCCCCACCGCCGCUUCUCAGCCUAAACUCAACGGGGGGCAGCAGCCUCCUGCGGGGGUGCCAACCCACUUUGACCCGGCUUUCAGGAGCAUGAUGCCACCUUAUAUGUUCCAUGCCUACCCACAACUGUCGUUUGCCCCGGGACAGGGUAACUUCAGAUACCCUGUGCCACAAGAUGGGGGAAAGAUCCUCAGGGGUCCUCGUGCGGCCCGCCCCCAGCAGCCGCCGCCCCAGUCCUGGCUCCAAGACCCCGACAGACCCUCAAUCAUCAGCGCAACAGAACUGAAAGAACUCGACAAUUUGGACACCGAUGCCGAUGAAGGCUGGGCAGGAGCUCAGAUGGAGGUCGACUACACCGAGAAACUGAACUUCAGCGACGACGAGGAAAACCAAGCUGCUAAAGACAAAGGAGAAAACUGGGAGUGGAUGAGAGCUCGGACAUCGGACAAUCAAGAAGGCUGGAAGGAGGGACCUGAAGACCGUGGGGGCGCCAAGACCUCCUGGGCUGACAACGUUGAUCCCAGAGCGCCCUCACCUGGCAGUGUGGGGCAGUACAAUAAAUCAGCUGCUUCACAGGACUACCAGAGCGGCGCUCGAUCUGUCGGCAGCGGCGCUCCACGGGGGAACAAGCCACAGGCCGCCGUCGCACCAGGAGCCGACGAGGAUUCUGACGCUUGGCGACAGAAGCGAAAGAAGCAGUCCGAAGUCUCUGAGGCGGUAGAGCGAGCAAGACGGAGGAGAGAAGAAGAGGAGCGGCGCAUGGAGGAACAGAGGCUCGCUGCUUGCGCUGAGAAACUAAAGCGUUUAAAUGAAAAACACAGACAGGCCAACGAGGGCAAAGCGGCCGUUGGCGAUCAGACCACUAAUGAAGAAGCGGGAGCUGCUGGGGAGGAAGUCCUGUCUGCAUCUGCCCCUGCGUCCAGCCCUGUGCCAGCGGUCCCAGUCCCACAGCCAGAGCUCCCAGUUGUUCAAGCUGAGAGGGAGCGAAUGGAACAAGUGGAAACAAACGCUGAGGAAGAGCCUGAGCUGGUCCGUCAGGCCAGUCCCCCCAUCCAGAGACCUGUAGCUGUAGCCCCGGACCCUCCAGGCAAUGGAGAGACCUCUCUGGCUGAGGUCGGACCCUUGGUGCCGGAAAACCAGACCGAUCGGGCCGCAGCGCCUAUUCGGGACUAUUUCAACAUGGAGGACAACAGAGUGGAUGAGCCCCACCUGUCCCUGUCUCACAUGGAGCCUGCUGGAGGAGACGAAGUCUCCAUCGCUCCUCCACAGCUGGAAGGAGAGGCAGCUGCUGCUAUGCGUCCCUCUGUCAUCUCUGGCUACUCGAAACAGUUUCAAAAGUCUCUGCCUCCGCGUUUCCUCAGACAACAGGAGCAGAUGAAGCAGCAGCAAUGGCAACAGCAGCAGCAGCAAAGUGGAGGUACUGUGUCUCCGUCGGGUGGCAGCAGCGUUGCAGCUGCCCAGCAGCAGCACCGCUCCAUGUAUCAACCUAUGGGCCCCCACCACCAGCACUUGCCCUCCAUGGGGUUCGACCCCCGCUGGCUCAUGAUGCAGCCCUACAUGGACCCCCGCAUGAUGUCGGGACGCCCCCCUAUGGACAUCCCUGCAAACAUUCACCCUGGGCGAAUGCCUCAGAAGCAGAUUGUCCGCAGAGAACCAGGUGACAACUCCAGUUCCAGCUCCGAUUCAUUCGACCACCUGUCCCGACCGGUUCGAGACCACGGCUUCCCCUCUGACUCACGGAUGGUCUGGGGAUCGGACCCGUACCCUCAGUCAGAACCGUUGCCAUCUGUAACUCCUCCAAAAGGACGUGAAGAUGACAAGGAGCAACGGAUGGACUCUGGUUUGGAUCUGGACAGGGCUCUGCCAGCUAUUUACGCUCAGGAUCACGGUGCGGUGGACUCUCUAAAAAAUAAUUUCUUUCGGGACUCGGAUUCCCUGUCUGCGUUUACUCAGGGCCCAGAGGAUGUGCCGGGGCCUCUAGAAAGGGCGCCUGUAAGCUCGGCCUUUGACGCUGAUGAGCGAGGCCUGCCUAGUGGGGAGGAGGUGGAGGCCCUUGGUCACGCCAUGCUCCAGAGAAGUGUCUCUCAGGGUUCCAGCCACUCCAAUAAGCUGGAUGAGCCCAGGUUUGACGGGUUACCCCUAGCAACAAAAUCACUCGAGCUCCAGGACGCAGGGGACAAGGCCUCUGAUAAGCCCCAGAGCGAGCUCUACUCCCAGGCUGCCCUUACAAGCAACAGGGCGACUCCUCCAGCAGAUGCAUUACACAAACUGGAGAAGCUCCCUCUGCCAGCUCCCAGCAAGCAGAAAGCUGAGCUGCGUUGGGGCGGGAGAUCCGGCUCUGGUCGCAGAGACGGAUCGGGAGGAGAGAGACCCGUUCGCAGGUCGGGCCCCAUUAAAAAGCCCGUCCUGAGGGACAUGAAAGAAGAGCGGGAACAACGAGAGGAACGGGAGAAGCGUCACGAGAGAGGAGACAGAGGGGAUAAAAGCGAGCGGUCCAAAAAGGAUCAGUCGGCCAAAGCUCCGUCAGCAGCUGCAGUGGUGUCUGAAAGCUCUCGAGCUCAGGGCGAUGGGAAGAGGGAACCCGCCGAGGCAGACGAAGCCCCGGCGUCCCACCAUAGGGCCAGAGACUCGCAGCCUUCCUCGGGGGUUCCUACGUCUUCCUCCCAGGAGGAGAAAGCAGACAAACUCCCCAGUAACGACAAGCAACCAGAACCAAAACUACCCAGUCGGAAAGAGUCUCUUCUUCCUGCGCGUGCCUACAGAAGAGAGGAGAGGGAGAGGGAAAGGGAACGGGACAGAAACCGGGAACGGGACAAGGAGGCCGACAAGGAGAGAGAAUGGCCCAUUGACUCCAGUUUCAAAGGACGCGGGCGAGGGGAGUACUACUCCAGAGGACGGAGCUACAGAGGAACUUACAGCGGACGCAGCAGAGGGAGUCGUGGUCGUAGCCGGCCGGAGUACCCCUACCGAGAGCCGCGCUUGCGCUCUGAUUUGCCCUCCGCUGGAGGCGCCACUGCCUUUCGCAACAGGGAGGAAAGCGAAACGCGUAGCGAGAGCUCGGACUUUGAAGUCAUUCCGAAACGUAGGCGGCGGCGCGGUUCAGACACAGACUCUGAAAGUGAAGGCGGGAGGGAGUCAGCCAGCGACACCGGACCCUCCGACCGGGAGCCAAGCACUAAACCUAGCCGUCCGCUAAGAAGGGAUCUCCCUGGUGACGGGCGUUCAGGACCCCACAAGCUGAGCUUUGAGCCGCCUCACAUUGGUGAAAAGGGUGGGAUGAGAGGGGAUGACGACAGCCGGCCCAAACCGGGGUUUCUUCCCAAGGGGGAGCCUUCGCGGCGAGGAAGAGGAGGGUUAUAUAGCAGACGAGGUGGCACAAGAGAGCGUGGAGGUCCUCGCUCAGCCCCCCUCAGAAGGCCAGGACCCAGAGACUCUUCCUCUCAGUGGCCUUCCAAACCGAUGGAGACGUUCAGGCUGGAGGACGCAGAGUCCACAACAAGAUACAACAAUCCUCCUACUGACCGUCGACCCCCGAAGUUGGAGGGAAAGAAAUUUGGAGAGGUGGCUCCUCAGGGCAGCAGAGAACGGCCUCGUCGAUCUCGACCAGCCCGACCCCCGAGGCAGGACAAACCUCCUCGCUUCAGGCGCUUGAAAGAGCGGGAGGCCGGUGUGUUGGGUACCGGCGAUCCUGCUACAAGUCCUUCUGCGACGUUGGCGUCUGUGCCCUCUUCAACCACCCAAAGUUCUGCUCCCGCUCCGGCGUCGCUCUCUCCAACGAUGUCCAGAGCUCCAGGGACUCCUCUUACUGUGCCUGCAGAGGUGGCAGCCACCACAUCUGCACAUGACCAAAAGUCUCCUGCCGAAGCCUCCCGGCCUGAGGCCAGCAGCCCCACCAUCACCGCAGUGGGCAGCAAGUCCCCCGACCUAUCCAACCAGAACUCCUCAGAUCAAGCCAAUGAGGAGUGGGAGACCGCUUCCGAGAGCAGCGACUUCAACGAAAGGAGAGAACGGGAAGAGAGGAAAGGAGCGCUGGAGGCUGCCAACGAGGCAACCACCGCCUCUGCCCCCGCACCCACUCUCUCUCAGGGCACAUUGACGCCCAAUAAGAGUCCGCCGGAUGGAGGUGUGACUCCGAAGCGAGAGGGGUCCCAGGCUGCCAAGAGGAGCUUCUCAAGUCAGAGGCCCACGGAGAGGCAGAACCGCAGAGGCAACAGCGGCGCCAAACCAGGCCGGAGUUACGCAGGAGGCAAGGGGGAGAGGAGAGGCGGCGGCAAGGCUGGCCGCAAAGGCCCUCCAGCCCAGCAGAACUCCGAAGCAUCAGCCCCAACAUCUGGAGGAACCUCUCAGCGGCCUGCCAAAGAGCAGCCUGCACGACGCAAGGAUGAGGCCAAACAGACCGCCAAGAAACCAAAGGAGAACGCGCUUUCCCAGUUCGACCUCAACAAUUAUGCAAGUGUUGUGAUUAUUGAUGACCAUCCUGAGGUGACCACCACAGAGGAUCCACAGUCCAGUGCCAACGACGAUGGUUUCACCGAGGUCGUUUCCCGCAAGCAGCAGAAACGGUUGCAGGACGAAGAGAAACGCAAAAAGGAGGAGCAGACAUCUCAAAACUGGGGUAAGAAAGGCGAGAAGAGCAGAGGAAGCGGAGGAAAGCUGCCACCAAGAUUUGCCAAAAAGCAGUCGACCCAGCAGCAGCAGCAGCAGCAUCAUCCUCAGCAGCCGUCACAGCAACAAGCGGCGCAACCUCAGCCUCCUGCAGCCUCGGCGGCCUCUGCCCAGCAGCAGCCGGCUGCUUCUGCUGCACAGCAUCCCCACCACGCUCCCUCACAACCUGCUGCUUCUCCUCAAACUCUGGACGGACCGCCAGCUCCUCUGCCCUCCAUCUCCACGGCGACUGUGGAGUUCGCCUCAAAGAGCCUCCCCCCUGCGCCUGCACAGUCGCACAGCGCACUCGGUACAGAACUGUGGGAGAACAAGGCGGCAGGCUCCACUGUCCUUACUGAUGUCAAGAAACUCGGUCCCAUCAGCCCCCCACAGCCACCCUCUGUGAGCGCUUGGAACAAACCUCUAACCUCCUUUACAGGCACUGUGUCGUCUGAGGGCGGGAAGCCUGGCACUGACUGCAGCGUGGAGUUGGGCAUAGACAGUAUUCAGUUUGGCGCCCCGUCGUCUGCAGGAAGCACCGACAGUGACGGAGGGCCGGCGCUGUUGGAGACGGUCUCCGAAAGCAAACUACCUGCUCCCAAAGAACAAAGACAAAAACAACCUCGAACCGGUCCAAUCAAAACCCAAAAGCUGCCCGAGAUGGAGCCAGUAGAACCCAAGGAGUACAAGCCGGGUCCAAUCGGUAAAGAGCGCUCUCUGAAGAACCGCAAGGCCAAAGACGCACGUGGAGCCGAGGCCGAAGGGAUGGAAGGAGGAGUGACUGGAGGAGGGGUCAGCAGAGCCACAGACUCCAGUCCUCCCACCAGUGACACCACAGUGCCAGAACUGGGAGGGGACAUUGAGGGUAUGAUCACGGUCCCCUCAGCAGAGUACACUAGCAACUCUAAGGAGUCUGUCACAGACUACACCGCCCCCUCUUCUUCUCUGGCUGACAGCGUUCCCACAGGAGGCAACAAAAUGGAGGAGAGCUUAGUGGCUAAUGUGGCUCUCCCCCACUCACUGCCCCUUCCACGCAGAGAGACCCUCCAACAGAGCUCCAGCCUCAGCACAGUUUCUCCUGCUACUGUUGACCUAACACUAAAGAUGGAGUCGGCUCGGAAAGCUUGGGAAAACUCCCCGAGUUUGGAGAAAAGCUCCCCAGUCACCUCCUCUUCCUCGCCCAUCACUUCCUGCGCUUCCUCGUACUCGUCUUUCUCCUCAGCCUCCAUGCCCCAGAUCCCUGUGGCUUCUGUUACCCCCAGCACCUCACUGUCGGCAGCUUCUGGUACCUACACCACGUCAUCUCUCAGCACGAAGACCACCUCAGCCUCCGACCCCCCCAACAUCUGCAAGGUGAAGCCGCAGCAGCUGCAGGGCGGGAGCCUGUCCUCCUCCACCAGCUGCAGCAGUAGCAGCAGCUUCUCCCAGCUCGGCUGCGUGCCCCCCCUCCUGCCUCAGCAGCAGCAGACGCCGCAGGUGUACGUCUCCCAGGCUGCAGCAGGCUCUGCAGCUCAGAUUCCAGCCUUCUACAUGGACACCAGCCACCUCUUCAGCAACCCGCACCCCCGCCUGGCGGCGCCUUCGCUGGCUCAGCAGCAGGGCUUUCAGCCCGGCCUCUCGCAGCCAACAGCGGUGCAGCAGAUUCCCAUUCCCAUCUACGCUCCCCUGCAAGGCCAGCCUCAGCACCAACACACCCACCAGGCUCAGCUCGGACUCGGCACCGGUCCUCCGGUUUCCCAGCCGCAGGACCUGUUCAGCUCUUCGCUUCAGCCCUACAGGUCGCAGCAGGCGUUCAUGCAGGGCAACCUGUCGCAGCCGUCUAUGAUGGUCUCCGGCCCGUCCCUGCACAGCUACCCCGGAGUGCAAGCUCCCGAACUGGGCAAGCCUCAGUCCAGUCUAGCCUACCAGCAGCACUCCUCCGCCCAGCACAUUCCCAUUCUGUUUGAGCCGCAGCUCAACCAGGCCUCAGGGAUGGGAGGCUCCCAGCUCAUCGACACGCACCUGCUGCAGGCUCGACAGGGCAUGAAUCAACAUUCGAACAUGUACUCGGGGCAGGUGCAGCAGCACGGUCAGAGUAGCUACUAUAGCAACACUCAGUCUCCCAGCUCUGCAAUGCAGCAGGUGACCGUCCCUCUGCCGGGCUCCCAGUUGUCUCUGCCUAACUUUGGGUCGGGGGGAGGUCAGCCACUGCUGGCUCUGCCCCCCACUCCUCCUCAACCCCAGCCUCCCAACAUCAACCGGCAGCCCCCCAUUUCUCAGCCCUACCGAGGCAUCAUGGGUCCCAACCAUAACAUGAUGCAGCCUCCGACCAGCAAGAUGGACAUGGAUCUCAAACUGUUUGGCAGCGGGAUGGACGUGAAGCCUGGAACUCCUCCGGUCAGUGGCCGGAGCACCACACCCACCUCCAGUCCUUACAGGGCCAGCUCCACUUCUCCCAGUAGCCAGUCCAGUAAGAUGAACAGCAUGCUGUACCAGAAGCAGUUCCCGCCCAGCUCUGCAGGCAUGAGAAUGACUCAGCAUUUCCCUGGCCAGUUCAACCCACAGAUUCUGUCUCAGCCCAGCAUCGUGUCUCCUCUGGUCCGCCCUCCUCACGCCAACUCCUUCGGUGGAGGCGUUCAGCGCUCUCCCAUGGGUCCCCCCAUUCCCCCCAACGUCAGCGGGGGCCUCAUGCCCCACCCGCGGCCUCAGCACCCGCAGCACAGUCAGCACCCUCCUCGAGGGCCCCCCGGUUCUUCCCUUCCACCUAGAGGCACACAGGCGGCUCUGAAGGCCGAGCAGGACCUGAAGGCAAAGCAGCGAGCCGAGGUUCUUCAGUCCACUCAUAAGUUCUUCUCAGAGCAGCAACAGCAGCAACUGAAGGCGCCUCCGGUCAGCAAGCCUCGGCUCGAUCAGGGCGGAAAGGCUCCGCUCGACCCUGCGGCCUCAAACCACCAGGCCGGCGGGGAACGGCCGGACGCAGACAAGCCCCCCGUCUCCACGGCCAAGCCCAUCCGAACUGGCCCCAUUAAACCGCAAGCCAUCAAACCAGAAGAGGGCAAAUAAAGAGACGACCGAACAUCUAGAUGGAAGAGAGACUCGACCCCCCCACCACCACCAUUUCCGCAAUCACAGCCUCAUAUCAGCCCUGGAGGACGGUGUGGGGGAUGAGGACGAACCGGUUGGCGUCACGAACAGGAAGCACUGUCAUAUACGAGUGUAAUCCUCUUCCUCCUCUUUCUCUCUCUCUCCCUGCCUCGCCUUGCUGCAGGUGGGGCGACUUUCAUCACACUUAGAUGCUGAUAAAAUUGCUGCUCAAGUUGUUCCAUAGAAAUCCACCAUCUGACUGAGAGUUAGAGAGAAAUCUGAGAAUUGCUGCUGAGUUAGCCGUUUUUAUAGCUAAUUUUAGUUCUUCUUUCCCCCCCAACCCACCUAAUAGCUUGAGACGUAUUAUUGGAGAAACAUGUUUUUGUUUACAAAAGAAUAAAUAAAUCAAAUUUGUUUUCUUAA
This is a messenger RNA of Gambusia affinis (western mosquitofish), 9289 nucleotides long. RefSeq names its product proline-rich coiled-coil 2C (gene prrc2c). Gene Ontology annotation, biological process: cell differentiation. The record is from RefSeq and is a predicted model, not a curated record. The transcript is spliced from 34 exons. Lineage: Eukaryota; Metazoa; Chordata; Actinopteri; Cyprinodontiformes; Poeciliidae. Bases 440 to 8845 code for a protein of 2801 amino acids.